AUGGCUACCCCACAAACCGCGAACAACACAAGUGCCUCCCAGCAUGCAAUCAUCAAACUGGAGACGGAUAUUGAACAGAACAUCCUGAAGACAUCUAUGCACAACAAUACGAGGCUCCCGCUUCGGCCUGCCUUCGGAACGAAGGGCAAUCCCAUUACACUCCUGACCAACUACAUGGCGCUUGCUUCUACCGGCACAGUGAUUGCGUAUCACUAUGACGUCGAAUUCGGCAAAGACUUGAAGACGAAUCGACCCAUACAGUAUAGAGAAAGGGCCCGUUUCAUUCAGCUGCUACUAGCAGAACACUUUCCCCAACACAGUCCUGGAAUCGUCUCUGACUUCAAGUCGACAAUUAUCAGCAACAAACCUCUUAAGAUUGAUCAGCGGGGUUAUAUAGUUGCUUUCCGGGCCGAGGAGGGAGCGGCACCGGCUGAAGAUGCUAAACGAUUUCUGUUACGGAUCCAGCAGAGAGCAGCGAUUACUAUCUCUGAUCUGAUCGAGUACCUGACGUCGACAACUAUCGCUGGACCGUUGAGCUCAAAGGAGGCGAUCCUCAACACGCUGAACAUCAUCAUGGGACACAACCCAAAGGCGGCACCGCAAGUCGCCUCUGUGGGUUCAAACUCUCACUUCAGGAAGGACCUCCCAGAAAUAGCGACAUACAACCUUACCGCUGGCAUCACUGCUUGGCGGGGUCACAUGCUAAGCGUCAGAGCAGCGACUGGAAGGCUGCUCGUUAAUGUGCAAGUCAAACAUUCGCCAUUCUACAAUCACGGUCCUCUGGCAAGCCUGAUGCAAGCAUAUUUACAAGCCAACCCCCAAAACAAUCAUGGGCUGCACAAGUUUCUCAAGGGGAUCUGUGUCAAUACUACGCAUAUCGUCCACAAGAACAAAGCUGGCCAGCAGAUCCCUAACAUUCGAGCUAUUCUUGGUCUUGCGGAACAACAUGAGGGGGGAAAGCUAUUACACCCUCCAGUCGUGCGUGAAAACGGCGCUGGACCUCAACAGGUGGAAAUCUAUAUGGAGACGACACCUACUACCUCCAUAAUCCCACCACAACCAUCUACUUGCGGGAACACACCCCGUCCCACACAGACACUGGCGACUGGAGUCUACAUUAGUCUUUACGAUUUCUUCCGCCAAAAUUACAACAUAAACCUAAACCCGUCGCUCCCUGUUGUCAAGGUCGGCAACCGAGAUAACCCAACGUACUUGCCGGCAGAAGUAUGCCAAGUUAUCAGAGGCCAACCGUACAAGAAACAGUUGUCUCCGACGCAGACGCAACGUAUGAUCGAAUUUGCAGUACGACCACCUGAGCAGAACCAGCAGUCUAUUAGAACGGAGGGCGCCGCCAUGCUCAUGCUAAAUCAGAAUUUAAACAAAUCUCACGCGGCGUUUGGCCUGAGCGCGAAUCCCUCUUUGAUACAUGUGACAGGGCGCGUUCUAACACCGCCGAGGAUCUACUACCGCAAUGGCCGUGAAGCAUUAUUACGAGGUAGUAAAUGGGACAUGCGCAACGCACAAUUCGUCGAAUCCCGACCACUCAACAAGUGGACUUGGCUUAUAGUCGCUACCAACGAGGACAGCGGACCAUGGAAAUCUGAGGCAACUUUUCAACAAUCACGAGCAUUAAACGAUUUCCACGCCAAGCUUGUCGAAAUGGGUAUCAAAUGCGCAGGGCCCAAGCAAGGUAUUCGUAUCACAGUCAACCCUCGCAACCUUGACAGCAUUGACGCGGAAGUCGGCGGUGUUCUCCAGAAGUUCCCCAUAUCCCAGGCAGAGCUGGUGCUUAUAGUGCUGGUCACCGAAAGUCCACUGGUCUUCCGUCGCGUGAAAUUCCUCUGCGACGUCAGGGAAGGGAUGAGCAAUGUUUGUGUGGUUGCCAGAAAGUUCGAUCAGUGUAAGCAGCAAUAUUUUGCCAAUGUCGCUCUCAAGUUGAACCUCAAGCUUGGUGGCUGCAAUCACAAACUCGGGAGUCGCAAUCAGACCGCGAUGCAAAAGAAGGAGAAGAAACUAGGAAUCAUCGAACUCGGCAACACGAUGGUCGUCGGACUCGACGUUACCCAUCCCUCGCCUGAUUCAUCGCAAUCUGCUCCUAGCGUUGUCGGCAUUGUCGCAUCUAUUGAUGGACAUCUCGCUCAAUGGCGGGCAGAGAUUAGCAUUCAAGAGAGCAGAAAGGAAAUGGUGCUAUCUCUCGCAGAGCUCAUGGAAGGGCGACUUUUGAAGUGGCAACAACACAACGGGGGCAAGCUUCCUCUCAACAUUAUCAUCUACCGGGAUGGUGUUUCGGAAAGCCAGUACCAACAAGUUCUGGAGGAUGAGCUGCCGAGGAUCCAGUCGGCGUGCGCAAAAGUCUAUCCUGCCGCAAAGAUGAGUCCUCCGCGUUUGGCGAUCAUCAUCGUUGGGAAGAGACAUAAUACUCGCUUCUACGCACCAUCCAAAAAAGGGAAGGUCGAGGAUCCGCAGUGUGGGACUGUGGUUGAUCGCGGCGUCACCGAAGCGCGCCACUGGGAUUUCUUCAUGCAGGCACACAAUGCUCUGAAGGGUACAGCGAGACCGGCUCACUAUUAUGUCGUCUAUGAUGACAUAUUCAGAGGUUUCCAGAAGCACCAAGAAAGUACAGCCGAUGGGAGCCCAUUCAGCAGCGCCGCCGAUGCUCUUGAAGAUCUGACGCACAACAUGUCGUACACAUUUGGACGGGCCACCACCGCUGUGUCCAUCUGCCCUCCGGCAUACUACGCGGACCUGGUCUGUGAUCGAGCCCGGCUUUACCUGAGCGAAUUCUUCGACCCUUCGUCACAUGCGAGCGUCUCGUCUGGCAGCAGAACCGGCGGUCCAGAUUCAAGCAUGGUGAGACUGCAUGCACGCACGGCCGAGACAAUGUUCUGGAUAUGA
This is a messenger RNA of Cladophialophora carrionii CBS 160.54, 2895 nucleotides long. RefSeq lists its product as uncharacterized. The record is from RefSeq and is a predicted model, not a curated record. Gene Ontology annotation, molecular function: RNA binding; protein binding. Lineage: Eukaryota; Fungi; Ascomycota; Eurotiomycetes; Chaetothyriales; Herpotrichiellaceae. The transcript has 4 exons. Bases 1 to 2895 code for a protein of 964 amino acids.